Lutra lutra (Eurasian river otter) is the source of this 1321-nucleotide messenger RNA. RefSeq names its product solute carrier family 22 member 18 (gene SLC67A1). The transcript is spliced from 10 exons. NCBI's taxonomy places the organism in Eukaryota, Metazoa, Chordata, Mammalia, Carnivora, Mustelidae. The record is from RefSeq and is a predicted model, not a curated record. Gene Ontology annotation, molecular function: transmembrane transporter activity. The coding region runs from base 1 to 1275 and encodes 424 amino acids. Gene Ontology annotation, biological process: transmembrane transport.
AUGCGGGGAGCCAGAGCCGCUGGAGGCCAGGGCCAGCGUUCCAGCAGGAUGGGCUCCCUGGGCUGUCCCCAGGUCAUCAUACUCACCUACGUGCUGGUCGCCCUGGAGCUCACCUGCCUUUUCAUGCGGUUCUCCAUCAUGCCAUACCUGACCCGGGAGCUGGGCCUGGAUUCCGUGGCCUUUGGCUACCUGCAGACAGCCUUCGGCGUGCUUCAGCUUCUCGGAGGGCCUGUGUUUGGCAGGUUCGCGGACCAGCAUGGAGCGAGGGCGGCAUUCACGCUCAGCUUCCUGGCGUCCUCUGCCUUCUACCUGCUCCUGGCGGCCGCCUGCAGCCCGGCCCUGCCCGGCGUGGCCUUGCUCUAUGCCUUGCCCUUGCCUGCCGCCCUCAUGCAUGCGCUGCCAGCCGCUCAGAUGGUCAUCGCGGACCUGUCUGCGCCCGAGGAGCGGCCGGCGGCCCUGGGCCGACUGGGCCUGUGCUUCGGGGUCGGCAUGAUCUCCGGCUCGCUGCUUGGCGGGACCCUGAGCGCCGCGUGCGGGCUUCAAUGUCCGGCCUCCGUGGCUCUCGUGGCCAACCUCGUGGCAGCUGUCCUCAGCUUCACCUGCAUCCCCAUCAGCACUAAAGGGGUUGGCGCCCAUGCUCCAGCGGCCCCGCCAGGCAGACCCGAAGCCGGCGUGUUUGACCUGAAGGCCAUCAGCCGCCUGCUGCUGUGGCCCGGUGUCCUGCCCGUGUUCCUCAUCAAGGUGGUGUCCGGCUUCCCCUCCGGACUCUUCAUGGUCAUGUUCUCCAUCAUCUCCAUGGACUUCUUCCAGCUGGACGCCGCGGAGGCCGGCUACCUCGUGUCCUUCUUUGGGGUUCUCCAGAUGGUCAUUCAGGGCCUGGUCAUAGGCCAGCUGAGCAGCUACUUCUCGGAGAGGGCCCUGCUCCGGGCCAGCGUGCUAGUCUUCGUGGUCGUGGGGCUGGCCAUGGCCCUGAUGUCCAACGUCUUCCACUUCUGCCUCCUGAUGCCUGGCCUGGUCUUCAGCCUGUGCGCCCUCAACGUGGUCACCGACAGCAUGCUGACCAAGGCUGUCCCAGCGUCAGACACGGGGACCAUGCUGGGCCUCUGCGCCUCCGUGCAGCCCCUGACUCGCACCCUGGGGCCCACCGUGGGCGGUCUCCUUUACCGCAGCUUUGGGGUCCCCAUCUUUGGCCACGUGCAGUUCGCCACCAAUGUCCUUGUCCUCCUGGUGCUCUGGAGACAGCCUCUGCCCCAGAAGACGGACAAAGUCUGGUGACCACAGUCCCCGAGCACAGACUGGCAAUAAACCUUUCAUGCAGCCU